AUGACUGAGGACUUGAACCACAGAUUCAGUUAUCUCACCUGGGAUCAGAUUAAAAUCCUGGAUCAGGUUUUAACUAAGGUUAUACCUAUUCAUGGGAGAGGAAAUUUUCCAACCCUGGAAGUAAAGCCAAAGGAUAUAAUCCAUAUGGUAAAGGAGCAGCUGAUUGAGAAGCAGAUCCAUGUCAGGGAUAUCCGCCUGAACGGUUCCACUGCCAGUCACAUCCUGGUAAAGCACAAUGGCACCAGUUACAAGGACCUGGACAUCAUUUUUGGAGUGGAACUUCCCAGUGAGCUCAAGUUCCAGGUCGUUAAGGAAGUAGUUCUCAAUUGCCUAUUGGACUUCUAGCCAAAAUGUGUUAACAAGCAAAAAAUCACGGCUCAGACCAUGAAAGAUGCCUACGUGCAGAAGAUGGUCAAAGUCUCCACCGACCACGACCGCUGGAGCCUCAUCUCACUGUCCAACAACAGCGGCAAGAACGUGGAGCUGAAGUUCGUCAGCUCGCUCCGGCGGCAGUUUGAGUUCAGCGUGGACUCCUUCCAGAUCAUCCUGGACUCCAUCCUGGCCAUCUACAGAGCUUCAGACCAGCCCUUGACACAGGACUGUUACCCCACCAUCAUCGCCGAGAGCAUGUAUGGGGACUUCAACCAAGCCAUGGACCACCUGAAAUACAAACUGAUCUCCACCCGGAAUCCGGAGGAGAUCAGAGGAGGUGGUCUCCUGAAGUACAGCAACCUCCUGGUCCAUGACUUUAAGCAGGCGGAUGAGGCUGAAAUUAAAUCCCUUGAACCUUACAUGUGCUCCAGGUUCUUCAUUGAUUUUCCUGACGUUGCCGAGCAGCAGAGGAAAAUCGAGUCCUACCUGCGCAACCACUUCAUCGGGGAAGAGAAGAGCAAGUACGACUACUUGAUGACCAUGCGUAGGGUAGUGAACAAGAGCACAGUCUUCCUCAUGGGGCACAAGCGAAGGCAAACCCUCAAUAUGAUCACAAUUCUGGCUUUAAAAGUGCUCGGAGAACAAAACAUCAUCCUGAAUGUAGCCAAUGUCACGUGCUACUAUCAGCCUCCUCCCUAUAUCAGUGACAGAAGCUUCAGUAACUACUACAUUGCUCAUGGACAACCCCCUGUGUUCUACCAGCUGUACCCUUUCCACAUACAGCUACAGAGUGGGGUGGUGUAG
This is a messenger RNA of Prinia subflava (tawny-flanked prinia), 1176 nucleotides long. Its product is annotated as terminal nucleotidyltransferase 5C-like. Lineage: Eukaryota; Metazoa; Chordata; Aves; Passeriformes; Cisticolidae. The record is from RefSeq and is a predicted model, not a curated record. Gene Ontology annotation, molecular function: RNA binding; poly(A) RNA polymerase activity. The transcript is spliced from 2 exons. Gene Ontology annotation, biological process: mRNA stabilization.